This is a messenger RNA of Dacryopinax primogenitus, 2776 nucleotides long. RefSeq lists its product as uncharacterized. Gene Ontology annotation, cellular component: nuclear body. Bases 144 to 2666 code for a protein of 840 amino acids. Lineage: Eukaryota; Fungi; Basidiomycota; Dacrymycetes; Dacrymycetales; Dacrymycetaceae. The record is from RefSeq and is a predicted model, not a curated record. Gene Ontology annotation, biological process: primary miRNA processing; mRNA processing. The transcript has 9 exons.
UGGGUGGCAUACAAGUACGACUGCAGUGGACUAGCAAGCGUGGUUGUACACUACUCACUAAGUGUCUCCCGAACAUCAAACUGCGCUGGCAUUUUCUUACACGAACAUAAUUGACCCACUCGGACUUGGUCCUCUGAGGUAAGAUGACUUCGUAUUAUCCAACCCCAGCGUACCCCGCGCCCGCUGGUGAUCCCUACGCGCCAUACCCUCCACGAGAGUGGGAUAGAGAGUACAGAGGUGGAGGUGCAUACGGAGGCGGCGGCCACUACGAUGAAUACCGAGGCAGAGCACGCAGCAGGAGUCCAGACGACCGCGGACGUGGUCGGCGCCGCUCCAUGUCACCAUAUAGCCGUGGUGAAGAUCGCUAUGAGACCCGAGGCUCUCGCUACGAUGAUUAUGGUCGCCACUCGCCACCGCGUUCUUACGGCGGGUACGAUCGCCGUGGACCUGGUCCUACCGAUCCGUUCACUGGAGACUUCCCUGUCUCAUUCAAACACUAUUGUGACUGGAUGCGUUACACAAGUCCCGACGUUGAAGCUGAGAUCAGGGACGAGAUCGAAAAGGAACCUGUUGUGGAGGGUCAGACGGAGGAUCGUGGACGGAGGGCAUGGACUAAGAGAUAUGAGGCGUAUAAAAAGGAGCAUUUGCAGGUCGUGACUCGCCGCGUUUUCAACUUUCACAAGGCUUCUUCGUGGUUCAUCGAGCGUUACGAUCCCUCUCCUGAAUAUGUGUCACAGCGUGCCAGAAUUCGCCUCGAAGGCUGGACAGGCAAACCCGAGGCGUUCCUUCAUGAUCUUGAAGAGGGGAAGUGGGAUCCAGAAGUGACGCUCGAGCCUCCUGCAGCACCUGAAGAGGCAGCAGAGCACAAGCAUGGGAACGGAGUGAAAGACGAAAAUGAAGAUGUGGCAAUGGAGAGUGAGCAUCCCGCCAAAGCGGAGGGAGAAGACCUCGUGAGUCCUAUGAAGGAGGAGGCUGGGGAGGAGAAGCCAGACGCUGCGGAGACCAACGGCGCAGUUGAUCGUCGUCCGAAAGACGUCAAGGCGCGAAUACCUCCUGAGUUGUCCGUCGACGUACAGCCGGACGGCAACCAGCUUUUGAUCCGGACAAUCCCUCCAGCUCUGCCAAGAGCCAAAAUAGAGGAAGUUUGCAAGGGCGUCGAUGGUUUCGUCUAUCUCGCGCUGGGCGAUCCUCAACCUAAGAAGAGCUUUUACCGUCCGGGUUGGGUGAAAUAUACAGACGAAGCAGAUAUGGCCGGGGCAGUUGCGCACUUCAGCUCACAGCGGAUUGAUGGCUUUACCAUGCAUGUUGUACACAAUACUCAGCCCUACCCUUCCCGAGUUCGCGUUGCGCCCCCAAUAUCCAACAAGCCAGAGCGCAUGCGUCACGACUUGCAAAACAUCAAAGAUCUCGCGGUUAUCCUUGAAGGCGAGUGGGAUGCCACUAAGCGUAAAGUUAGGGAGGAUCGAAAGGAGGUUAAGAAGAAAGCGGCUGAGGCGGCAGCCGCUGCGAAGCAGGAAGGAGAUGUGGUUAUGGAUGAGGAUAUUCAAAAGAACGAGAACGUUCGAGUUGAGGAAGAUCUGGAUGUGGCAGAUGAGGAGCCGUUCAGGGGUAUCGAACAAGUUGAAAAGAGAUUCGAGAUACUUGUUCAACAACUGCGUGACAAGGCCCAUGAGAAAGCGGGUGAUGGCGAGAUUGACCAGGAAGAACUUGAGAAUGCUGAGCUUCGUCUUGAACUUGAUCUGUGGCUCAACUAUCUUCGCGGUGCGUUUAACACAUGCUACUACUGCGCUCUCGUUUGCGAUUACGUCGAGGCGCUGCAGCGGAAAUGUGUCAAACACAUCCGCAUGCCCUACGUGAAGCCGACUGUCAUGGAAGAAGAGGCGGAGAAGGAGGGCCUUAAGAAGCGCGGUCCUGCUGAUGAUCGCUGGAUCGAAUGGCUUGAUGCUAGAGUGAUGUUGUUGCUGAAGAAGCCCGAUGUAGACCCCGCGGACUACGGCGGAAUCAAUUACGACGCUGAAGUGCACCGUUUAGUUAUGCCUCACGUUCAGCAAGAAGAUGAGGGCAAGUUCCGGUGCAGAGUGUGCACGAAGCUAUUCAAAGCCAGCAAUUUCGUGGAGAAACAUGUCGCCAACAAGCAUCCUGAACUCCUGAAGGAGCAGCUCGAUAUUAUUCCUUUCCUCAAUGACUUUGCCCUCGACCCAGUACACCUUACCCCGCAGCAACACACGUCCGCCUUUACACAGCCUCCUCGACGCGAUAAUAGGCAGGAGCAGAAGGACGAUCGUGCGAUGCCGUUGCGGCCUGAGGAUGGCCGUGGCCACUAUAUUGGCGGGUACCCCGGUGCCGCCUAUGGCGGGUCCUUUGCCACUCCUGCGCAAUGGGGUGAGCAGCCAAACUUCGAUCCCCGACGAUCUCCCGUAUAUGAGAUGGGUGGUGCCGCCCCUGGUUUCCCCCUUCUGGCAGCAGAAGGUCUGCCCGCGAAGCCCACAGGUGCCCUCGACAUGGGCCGUAAUAUGGGGUUGCAGCCCCGUAGAGGAGGUGCGCCGCCUAUGCGCCGUUCUCCACCUCCGAAUGCAAAGGAGGAUCCACGUGCACGAGCUGGCCGGAAGAUUUCAUACAACGACAUGGACUCCGUCGCAGAGGGUGACGUUGAGCUGCAGUACUGAUCAUGAGUAAAACAACCAUAUGUGUUUAGCUAAUCGAUUCCUCUAUGUACCGAUCCUAUUUGUGAUCAUUCAGUGUUAGUGAUUUAGGCGACGUAGUCGGACAGUGCAAU